AUGAAGGACCUCAAGCAAACAACGAGCGUCCACUCCGUCGUCUCGACCGGGGCUGGCGCUGACGCCAAGCUUGCUUCGAUGGGCUACGACGCCGAGCUCAAACGUAACCUGAGCAUGUUCACCAUCCUCGGUCUAAGCUUCUCCAUCAUCGCGGCACCCUUUGGUCUCAGCACUGCCUUCAGCAUCGCUCUCACGUGCGGUGGACCUGUCACCAUUCUCUAUGGCUGGCUCGUUGUUUCAGUCAUCUCGCUCUGCAUGGCAUCAUCGCUCGCCGAGCUCUGCUCGCAAUAUCCUUCGUCCGGAGGUGUCUACGUGUGGAGCGCGUUCGUUAGCACCAAAAGGUGGGCACCCUUGACCUCGUGGAUCGUCGGCUGGGUCAGUCUUGUUGCCAAUUGGACGCUCUGCUUGUCAAUCAACUUUGGUGGCGCUCAGCUGAUUAUGGCCGCCAUCUCGCAAUUCCGCAACAACGAAUGGGCACCGCACGCUUGGCAAACCAUUCUCACGUUCUGGGCCUGCAUGCUUAUUGCCGCCCUCGUCAACGCCUACGGUGUCAAGUACAAUUACCUCGACCGUCUCAACACACUUUCAUUCUACUGGACCGCCGCGGGAACGCUCAUCAUUGCCAUUACGAUUUUGGUCCGCGCCAAGGACGGACGGAAAGACGCCGAAUUCGUCUUUGCCGGCUGGGAGAACACCAGCGGCUGGCCUGAUGGCUGGGCUUUCUUCGUGGGCCUGCUGCAGGCAAGUUACACGCUUACAGGCUACGGCACAGUGGCGGCGCUGUGUGAGGAGGUAGCAGAGCCCGAAAAGCAGGUUCCCAAAGCGAUCGUAUGGUCCGUCGUGGCGGCGAGCGUUACCGGUUUUGUGUAUCUGAUCCCGGUGUUGUUCAUUUUGACUCCGGAUGCGGCGGAUCUGCUUUCGGCUGCCGCUGGGCAGCCAAUUCCCGUGCUGUUCUCACUUGCGACGGGCUCGGCAGGAGGAGGGUUCGGGCUGCUCUUCAUCAUCUUGGGUGUGUUUGCGUUUGCCGGGAUUGGAUCGCUCACGGUGGCGCUGCGCUGCACGUGGGCGUUUGCUCGCGACGGCGCGAUCCCGGGCAGCAAGUACUGGGCCAAAGUCAACAAGACGCUGGAUCUGCCGCUCAACGCACUGCUCCUCUCCACCGUUGUCGUGUCUGUGCUCGGGCUGAUCUACCUCGGCAACACCGCCGCAUUCUCCGCGUUCACGGGUGUGGCUACGAUCUGCCUCAGCAUCAGCUACGGCAUCCCGAUCGCCGUCGCCAUGUUCCGACGCAGGGUGAUGCUCAAGGGCGCUCCCUGGUCGUUGGGCAAGUUCGGGUACGUGAUCAACAUGAUCACCUUCUUGUGGAUCGUGCUGGCGACCGUGCUGUUCUGCAUGCCGACGACGGCGACGGUAGAGGCGAGCACGAUGAACUACGCCUCAGUGGUGUUUGCGUUCUUCUUUGUGCUCAGUGCCGGGUGGUGGUUCGCGUGGGGCAGCAGGCACUAUGUGGGACCACUGGGUGCGGCACCGGAGGAGGCGGUAGCUCAUAUUCGUCCCGGUUACCACGUGUCGGCGGCCGAGCCUACGACGGACUCCAAGCCUACUGUCGAGGUCGCCAGCCAUAGCUCUGGUGAAACGUAG
This is a messenger RNA of Sporisorium graminicola, 1641 nucleotides long. RefSeq lists its product as uncharacterized. The record is from RefSeq and is a predicted model, not a curated record. Gene Ontology annotation, biological process: transmembrane transport; amino acid transport. Gene Ontology annotation, molecular function: transmembrane transporter activity. Gene Ontology annotation, cellular component: membrane. The transcript has a single exon. The coding region runs from base 1 to 1641 and encodes 546 amino acids. Lineage: Eukaryota; Fungi; Basidiomycota; Ustilaginomycetes; Ustilaginales; Ustilaginaceae.